AUGUUUAAGUCACUUUUCAUCACCAUCUGCGCCAUCGCUGCCUUCGUCGGCGCCCAAGAUGCUCCCGUGUUUACGGCAAAGCGAGUGGUCAACAAGGUCGUCAAUGAAGCGCCGUUCCUCACGGUUUCGACGGAAUUCGUUACCUGGACCCAGAGUCCUAGUAUCACUGAGUCGGAUGUCUCUACGACCUCCGCAACCGUGUCUAUAGGCUUUUGA
Pleurotus ostreatus (oyster mushroom) is the source of this 216-nucleotide messenger RNA. RefSeq lists its product as uncharacterized. Bases 1 to 216 code for a protein of 71 amino acids. NCBI's taxonomy places the organism in Eukaryota, Fungi, Basidiomycota, Agaricomycetes, Agaricales, Pleurotaceae. The record is from RefSeq and is a predicted model, not a curated record. The transcript has 2 exons.